This is a messenger RNA of Cryptococcus wingfieldii CBS 7118, 1422 nucleotides long. Its product is annotated as polygalacturonase. The coding region runs from base 1 to 1422 and encodes 473 amino acids. The transcript is spliced from 9 exons. Gene Ontology annotation, molecular function: polygalacturonase activity. Lineage: Eukaryota; Fungi; Basidiomycota; Tremellomycetes; Tremellales; Cryptococcaceae. The record is from RefSeq and is a predicted model, not a curated record. Gene Ontology annotation, biological process: carbohydrate metabolic process.
AUGAGGUCUUUCAGCUAUGCCCUUCUCGGCGUCAUCGCGCAGGCUGCUCUCGGACUGGCGUCUGUCAUCCACAGCGACGGCGGUCGAGACCAGAUCGUCCUGGCAGAUCAUGUCACCCCUCAGGAAGGUAUUCUAGAGUAUUUCCCCAGUCACUUUGAUCCCUCUUCUGCUCGACACCGUCCUCUCUGUAUCCUGCAUGCUCUCGGGGACGAGCGGGACGACGCCGACAAUUUUGAGAAAGCGGUAGACAAAUGUGGCAGAGGAGGUAUUGUAAAACUGCCUGACGCAAACUACACCAUCGGCCGCCCUCUCGACAUCUACCUUGCCCACUCCACCCUCGAUAUCCAUGGCUGGUUCUCAUUCUCGACCGAUAUACCCUUCUGGAUUGCGAACCGUAUCCUCUUCGACUUUCAAAACCAGUCCUUGGCAUUUGUCAUAAGGGGUCACGAUUAUGUCCUCGAUGGCAACAACAAGGGAGGUAUCCACGGCAAUGGCGAUGUCUGGUACGAGUACGCCAAAGACUUUGGAAACAAGUUCGGUCGACCCAUGUCCCUCGCCAUCAAGGAUAGCAAGAAUGUCGUCAUUCGGAACUUUAGCAUUGUACAGCCCCAAUUCUGGGCGUCGCUCGUAUGGGGUUCGGAGAAUGUCUACUUUCGGGACUUUUAUGUGAACGCCACCAGUUUCAACCCAGAGUCUCGAUCAGACGAAAAGAAUUGGCUGCAGAAUACUGACGGCUCGGAUACUUAUCAAAGUUACAACGUCACUUAUGAGAAUUUUGUCUAUCAAGGUGGAGAUGACUGCAUUGCUCUCAAGCCCAAUAGCACAUUGAUUAACGUCCGCAAUGUUACCUGUGUUGGUGGCACUGGUAUUGCGUUUGGCUCAAUUGCACAAUAUGCAGGAGUGAAAGAUAUCAUUGAAGACGUACACAUGGAAGAUGUCAAGCUUUAUCCAUCCAACCAAUGUCCCGGAUAUCAAGGAGUAUACUUCAAGUCUUGGUUGGGAGCCUCUAUCGGGACACCUCCAAACGGAGGUGGAGGGGGCUACGGCUACUGUCGCAACGUGACAGUGAAGGAUGUCUAUAUGGAAGAUAUUUGGCACCCGCUUGUAGUUCAGUCAGAUCUCACCUAUCUCGAAUUCGAGAGGGACAAGUACUCGGACACCGGGCUCUUUGAAUGGUACGACAUACAUCUACAGAACUUUACGGGAACAGCUUUGGCCAACCGUGUUGCUUGGAUGUCCUGCUCCAAGCUGACACCCUGCCAUGAUUGGACCUUCAAGGACAUUGCCAUUGAGCCCGGAAAGAAUGACCACCCAGAGAUCCAAUACACUUGCAACAACUUUGUGCUAGGGGGGAAGGACGGUCUCAAUCAAUGCCAUCCAAGCAAUUCAGUGCUGGAAACAGAGAACGGAGGCACCCUGUAA